CGUGACCGAACACUAAUCAUCCUCUGAAUAGUAUAAUUAUACUAUAAUUAGGAUUUGUUAGCUGGAUCAGUACUUAAGUACAAUAUACAAUGGUGUUGUUACGUCGCAUGUUGUUUUUGUACAACUGUUCUGUUCUUCUUCUUGUGUGGUGGGUCGUCACGUCUUCGGGCGGCGGCGAAGCAAAGAUAAAGUUGCCGGAGGGUGUAGUUAUUCCGGCGAUCUUAGGGUUCGGGGAUUCCAUAAUAGAUACAGGCAUGAACAACUAUAUCCCCACGGUGGCCAAGUGCAACUUUCCGCCGUACGGGGAGGACCUUCCGGAUGGAAACCCCACCGGCCGCUUUUGCAAUGGCAAGACCCCUAUUGAUCUUAUAGCUGAGGAGCUUGGAGUGAAAGAGACGGUGCCUCCUUAUUUGGACCCUAAUUUGAAACCCGAAGAUCUAAAAACGGGUGUGAGCUUUGCAUCCGGAGCAUGUGGAUAUGACCCUCAAUCCUCACAAUAUGCGUCAACGAUCUCGUUGUCCGAGCAAUUAGACUAUUUCAAAGAGUACCUGGAAAAGCUGAAGGCGGCAUUCGGAGAGAACGAGACAAAGUUUGUAACGGAUAACAGUCUCUUCUUAGUGGUUGCCGGCAGUAACGACAUUUCCAACACUUACUUCGGCCUCGGCCUCCGUCGGCUACAGUACCCCACCGUCGAUUCCUACGCCGAUUUCAUCGUCCACAAAGCCUCCACUUUCAUUCAGGAAUUGUACGGGCUGGGAGGGAGAAGGAUAGGGGUAUUCAGCCAGGUGCCGAUAGGGUGUGUUCCGGCGGUGAGGACGUUGGCCGGGGGAAGCGAGAGGGACUGCGCGGAGAGGUACAACGACGCGGCGGAGCUGGCCAACGCCAAACUCGCGGCGGAGAUCGAGUCACUGUCGGGGAGCUUGCCGCCGGACGCGCGGGUGGUUUUCAUCGACAUAUACCGGCCGAUGGUGGACGUGAUCGGGAACCCGGGGAGGUACGGUCUGACGGAAAGCGGGAGAGGGUGUUGCGGGACGGGGGAUCUGGAAGUCUCCUAUUUGUGUAACAAGUUGUCGGCGACAACAUGCGAGGAACACGACAAGUAUCUGUUUUGGGACAGCUUCCAUCCCACGGAAAUAGGUUACAAGAUUCUCAUUGACCAGAUUCUGCCCGGCUACGUCUCCCGUUUCAUUUAGCAGCUGCUCCCUACGAUACCUAAAGUCUUCUCUCCCGCGCAAUGAGAAAGCUUACCAAAACUGAAAGAAUAUGUUCAAUGCAUGAUUCAGAACCAGAAUCAGACAAAGGAGGAAUUGGAAGUUUAAUUGAACCAUGUUACAAGUGCAAGAGUAACGAAGAUUCACUCGAUAUGGAAAUGUGUUGGA
Molecule: messenger RNA, 1379 nt
Organism: Cuscuta campestris
Lineage: Eukaryota; Viridiplantae; Streptophyta; Magnoliopsida; Solanales; Convolvulaceae
Source: the annotation of a GenBank genome assembly